Trichechus manatus latirostris (Florida manatee) is the source of this 1140-nucleotide messenger RNA. RefSeq names its product olfactory receptor 7D2. Gene Ontology annotation, biological process: G protein-coupled receptor signaling pathway. Gene Ontology annotation, cellular component: plasma membrane. The record is from RefSeq and is a predicted model, not a curated record. Gene Ontology annotation, molecular function: G protein-coupled receptor activity; olfactory receptor activity. Lineage: Eukaryota; Metazoa; Chordata; Mammalia; Sirenia; Trichechidae.
ACAUUAAUAGUAUGUAGAAGAUGCCUGCUUGCUGUUAAUUGAUGUUCUUCUCAUCUCUUCCCUCGUAUAUACAUCAGCUACAUGGAAAGUGAAAACCAAACAAGAGUUGUAGAGUUCAUCCUCCUUGGACUCUCUGAGGAUCUGGAACUGCAGCCCUUCAUAUUUGGGCUUUUCCUGACCAUGUACUUGGUCACCGUGGUGGGAAACCUGUUCAUCAUCCUAGCGGUCAGCUCUGACCCCCACCUCCACACCCCCAUGUACUUCUUCCUCUCCAAUCUAUCCUUGGUUGACAUCUGUUUCAGUAGCACCAUAGUCCCUAAGAUGCUGGUGAACAUCCAGACAGAGAAGAAAGCCAUUUCCUACAUGGACUGCUUCACUCAGGUCUAUUUUUCCAUGCUUUUUCCUAUUCUGGACACUCUACUCCUGACCGUGAUGGCCUAUGACCAGUUUGUGGCCAUCUGUCAGCCCCUGUGCUACAUGGUCAUCAUGAAUCCCCGUGUCUGUACGAUGGUUUUUACUACCUGGUUCGUUUGUGUCAUGCUAUCCCUUCUCCAUAUUUUGUUGAUGAUGCACCUGGCCUUCUGUAAAGAUCUUGAAAUCCCACAUUUCUUCUGCGAACUGAUAAAAAUUCUAGAGGUAGCCUGUUCUGAUACCUUCCUGAACAGUACAUUGAUGUAUUUUCUGACUGGUGUGUUGGGGAUUUUCCCCCUCAUUGGGAUCCUUUUCUCUUACUCACGAAUAGUUUCAUCUAUAAGGAAGGUAUCUUCAUCUAGGGGAAAACAAAAAGCAUUUUCCACCUGUGUGUCUCACCUCUCAGUUGUUUCUUUAUUUUAUGGGGCAGAUGUUGGGGUCCACUUUAUCUCUGCAGUGACUCACUCCCCCCAGAAGGUCUCAAUAGCCUCGGAGAUGUACACCGUGGUCCCUCCUAUGCUGAACCCCUUCAUCUACAGUCUAAGGAACUAGGAUGUCAAGGGGGCCCUGGGAAUGUUUCUCAGCAGGGUGGCCUCUUGUCUGUGAUGGAUCCAUUGGCCCCAGAAUUAAGAAGAUUUGUGGGUACCAAUGGCAAAACAUUUUUCAUUCUGAAGUUGGAUCAAAUCCCAACUCUUGGAUCUCUUAAAUAAUCUUAUUCUCUUACUUGAU